AAUGUGUGCGGUAGAACGUAGUCAGUCGCUCACCUCCAUUCACCAACAGGCUGUCGCGAGUGGCGGUGUUUCAAGGCUUCUGAGAAAUAUCGUGAAGACUAGAGCUGGAGAGGACCACUACGCGCUCCCUGCAGGGCCCCACGUGCUGAGAAUGGCCGUGGAGAAUGGAGAGAGCGGCAAGGAAGAGAGCGCUGCCGCAGGGGAGAAGGGAUCUGUGGCGCCACCCUCAGGAGAUGGCGGCAAGGGCGAGGACUUCGAUGCCAUCCUGACGACACUCGGAACUGGGAAGUGGAAUGUCCUCUGCUACAUCGCCGUCGCUUACUGGAACACCGUCCUGCCCUACCACACCAUCGCGGGUGCCUUCCUCUCCCCCUCUGUGGCCCACACCUGCCGCACCCCUCCCAACGCCAUCACGCCCACCCUCAUCCUCCCGACCGACGCCCACAACGCCUCUUUCAGCGCCUCCUUCAACGCCUCCUACGCUACGGAUGCCUCCCUUCAGCAUGACGCCUCUUGUAGUUACCUGAGCGAGGACCCUGCCACGGGGAAGGUUGAGGAGAUGACGUGCACAGAAUGGGACUUCGAUAACACCACCUUCACCUCCACAGUCACGUCAGAGUUCGGCCUGGUGUGUGAGUACCGGUACCUGAGGGCGGCGCACCAGAGCAUCUACAUGGGCGGCAUGAUGGUAGGGGCGUGUCUCAAUGGAUUCCUGGCUGAUCGGUUUGGCCGCUGGACCAUGAUCGCCAUCUCGACUGUCACCUACACAGUCCUCGCCCUCGGCUCCGCGUGGCUACCGUCAAUGGGCACCCUGCUGGCCGCGCGCUUCCUGCUGGGCACUAUGCACCCCACCUCCCUCAUGACGGGCUACAUUUUAGUGACAGAGAUAACAGAGAUCAAGAAGAGGUCGGUCAUGGCCAUGCUGUCCCUAAGUGCGUGGUCGGUGGGCGCUACCUUGUGGGGGCUGUGGGCUUACUUGGAGAGGAACUGGCGGUGGCUGCAGACUUACGUGUCUCUCUUCUGCCCGAUUUUCCUCCCUGCCCUCAUAUUCCUGAAGGAGUCGCCGCGGUGGCUGGCGGUGAUGGGCCGCCACCAGGAGGCUCUAUCGGUCCUGCAGGUGGCGGCGAAGAUAAACGGCACCACGCUGCCGCCCACCGACAAGAUGUUGAGGAUCAUGCAGGAGGUGCAGCAGCAGAGCAAGAGCGAGGUAGAAGCUCGAUCCAAUGUGCCCAUGGCCCGACGAGUUUUAGACCAGGUGACCAUACUGUUCAGAACCCGCAAGCUGCUCACCAUCACCAUUGUCACGUGCAUCGGCUACUUUUCCGUCGCCAUGGUUUACUUCGGCCUCCUCCUCGCAGCCACCACCUACGAUGUGGACCCGUUCAUGUAUGUGGCCAUCUCGGGGCUGGUGGAGAUCCCGUCAAACCUUAACAUCUUCGUGGUGGAGAUCAUCGGUCGCAAGAAGUCCGGCAUGGGAUGUUUUGGUCUGUGCGCCGUGACGCUGCUCCUCCAGCCACUUGUGCCAAACAGCCUCAAGUGGCUGUCCAUAACAUUGGUGAUGAUCGGGAAGCUCUCCUCCACCGCCGCCUUCAGCGUCAUGUUCCUCUACACGUCUGAACUGUUCCCGACGGAGAUCAGGACACAGGGCAUGAGCGCCGGCAUGAUAUCCUCCCGAAUCGGCGCCUUCAUCGCCCCAUUCUUCAUGAGUGCCCUGGAGCCAACACACCCGUGGGCCGUCUCCGUGGUGUUCGGUCUGGCCGCCGCCGUCGCCGCCGUAUCCUUCGUGCCGCUGUGGGAGACCAUGAACACCUGCCUGCCAGACACCGUGGCGCAGCUGGAGGAGAUGGACGUGCACGGGAAAGUCAGGCCGUGCUUCUCUGAGCAGGAUGAGGUGAACACCAAAGAUGUCACGUCUGUGUGACUGCGUUAAUGACUUGAGGGAGUGUGGCGAGCGGUGGUGUCGUCAUGCUUCGGUGCUACUCCGACGCUGCUCAAGCCACGGGUCGCUGGUGCAUCAAGCCAAAGCCACGAAUUACGGCCACUUUGGUUGUCUACUUUUUUUUUUUUUUUUUUUUGCAGUUGACAAUAAAUGUUAGUGAUUUUA
Messenger RNA from Scylla paramamosain (green mud crab), 2104 nucleotides. Its product is annotated as solute carrier family 22 member 7-like. The coding region runs from base 2 to 1921 and encodes 639 amino acids. NCBI's taxonomy places the organism in Eukaryota, Metazoa, Arthropoda, Malacostraca, Decapoda, Portunidae. The transcript has 13 exons. Gene Ontology annotation, biological process: transmembrane transport. Gene Ontology annotation, molecular function: transmembrane transporter activity. The record is from RefSeq and is a predicted model, not a curated record. Gene Ontology annotation, cellular component: membrane.